Messenger RNA from Pediculus humanus corporis (human body louse), 747 nucleotides. RefSeq lists its product as uncharacterized. NCBI's taxonomy places the organism in Eukaryota, Metazoa, Arthropoda, Insecta, Psocodea, Pediculidae. The transcript is spliced from 7 exons. The record is from RefSeq and is a predicted model, not a curated record. Bases 1 to 747 code for a protein of 248 amino acids. Gene Ontology annotation, cellular component: cytoplasm. Gene Ontology annotation, biological process: signal transduction.
AUGUCUGUAGACAAAGAAGAAUUGGUGCAAAAAGCAAAGCUUGCAGAACAAGCUGAAAGAUACGAUGAUAUGGCAGCAGCCAUGAAACAAGUAACAGAAACCGGAUUGGAAUUAACCAAUGAAGAAAGAAAUUUAUUGUCUGUUGCUUAUAAAAAUGUUGUCGGAGCACGCAGAUCAUCAUGGAGAGUUAUAUCUUCGAUCGAACAAAAAACAGAAGGCUCGGAGAGAAAACAACAGAUGGCAAAAGAAUAUAGAGAAAAGGUUGAAAAGGAGCUUAGGGAAAUCUGCUAUGAUGUAAUGGAUUUACUCGAUAAAUAUUUGAUUCGAAAAGCGAGCAACGCUGAAAGCAAAGUUUUCUACCUUAAAAUGAAAGGAGAUUAUUAUAGGUAUUUGGCAGAAGUGGCCACAGGAGCAAACCGAAUAACCGUUAUGGAAGACAGUCAGAAGGCUUAUCAAGACGCGUUUGAAAUAUCUAAAGAAAAAAUGCAACCAACGCACCCCAUCAGACUUGGUCUCGCACUCAAUUUCUCCGUCUUUUACUAUGAGAUCCUUAACUCGCCAGAUAAAGCUUGUCGUCGAAUCGUACCUGAGAGGAAAUCAAAAAUCCUCGGGGAAUUGGACACCUUAAAUGAAGAGAGUUAUAAAGAUUCCACGCUAAUUAUGCAGCUCCUCAGGGACAAUCUAACGUUGUGGACGUCGGAUACGCAAGGAGACGGCGAUGAGCCACAAGAGGGAGGCGACAACUAA